UAAAAUUAUUUAGAAUCAUAACAGUGAGUUUGAAAGCAACAACUGGUUUUAUUUUAAUGAGGCCACCUACUUCUGCUUCUUCUUUUCAAAAAAAAAAAAAAAACUACACUACCCAGAAAGCUUUGCUGCAGUAUAAAUAGUAAGCCAAUGGGCGGUCCUGCGGUGACAUGUGGAGGAGGUAAGAAGAGGACUGUUACGGAGGACGCGUUCAGCUGUCAGAGAUAACGCUGCUCUCACCUGGAGUUUACUGCCAUGGACUUAACCGAGGCUGUGGAAAUUAUCCUGUGAUGACCCACUUCCUGUCGCCUCUCAGUCUCUGACUGCCUCUGUCUUUUUGACGUCUUGGUCAUUUUUUGGGGGGUUAGGUGCAGUUAACGCUGAGAAACCAUGUCGGACAAAAUGUCUAGUUUCCUCCACAUAGGAGACAUUUGUUCUCUGUAUGCUGAAGGUACCACCAGCGGAUUUAUCAGCACUUUGGGGCUGGUGGAUGACCGCUGCGUGGUACAACCAGACUCAGGUGACCUCAACAACCCACCUAAGAAAUUCAGAGGUUGUGAUUGGAGACAAAGUAGUCCUUAACCCUGUAAACGCAGGGCAGCCUCUUCAUGCCAGCAGUCACCAGCUAGUCGAUAACCCAGGAUGUAACGAGGUUAAUUCUGUCAACUGCAACACAAGUUGGAAAGUUGUUCUCUUCAUGAAAUGGAGCGACAACAAGGAAACGAUACUCAAAGGGGGCGAUGUCGUUCGGUUGUUCCACGCGGAGCAGGAGAAGUUUCUUACCUGUGACGAUCACCGGAAGAAGCAGUAUGUUUUUCUCCGAACCACCGGCCGACAGUCUGCAACGUCAGCCACAAGCAGCAAAGCACUGUGGGAAGUGGAGGUGGUUCAUCAUGACCCAUGCAGAGGAGGUGCAGGCUACUGGAACAGCUUGUUCAGGUUUAAACAUUUAGCCACAGGGUGCUAUUUGGCUGCAGAGGUGGGUGAGGUGAAUCCAGAAUUUGAGGAGGAAAGUGCUGAACAACGUUGCUCAGAGGUGGACUUUACACCAUUUAAUUUCCAGCUGGAUGCAGACAAUGAAGCUCUUCGAGGCCGUCUCCGUGCUCCACAGGAGAAGAUCAUGUACACUCUGGUUCCUGUUCCCGACGGGAUGGAUAUCUCCUCUAUCUUUGAGCUGGACCCCACCACUCUGAGAGGAGGUGAUUCCAUGGUGCCCAGGAGCUCCUAUGUCAGGUUAAGACACUUAUGCACAAACACAUGGGUUCAUAGUACCAACCUCCCYAUUGACAAAGAGGAGGAGAAGCCUGUCAUGUUACGGAUUGGAACAUCAGCAGUAAAAGAAGAUAARGAAGCAUUUGCCAUAGUUCCAGUGCCACCAUCAGAAGUGCGUGAUUUAGAUUUUGCCAAUGAUGCAAGUAAAGUGUUGGCUUCCAUUGCUGGCAAACUAGAAAAGGGAACCAUUACACAAAAUGAAAGAAGAUUUGUGACCAAGCUSCUGGAGGAUUUGGUUUUCUUUGUGGUAGACAUUCCCAACAGUGGACAGGAUGUUUUAGAGAUCAUGGUUAACAAACCCAACCGAGAGAGACAAAAGCUCAUGAGAGAGCAGAAUAUUCUUAAACAGAUUUUCAAACUACUCCAAGCCCCUUUCACAGACAGUGGGGACGGUCCCAUGCUGCGUCUGGAAGAACUCGGGGAUCAGCGCCAUGCGCCAUUCAGACAUAUUUGCAGGCUUUGCUACAGAGUCCUUCGCCAUUCCCAGCAAGAUUACAGGAAGAACCAAGAAUAUAUAGCCAAACAGUUUCGCUUCAUGCAGAAGCAAAUUGGGUAUGAUGUGCUGGCAGAAGAUACGAUAACAGCUCUUCUCCACAACAACAGGAAGUUACUGGAAAAACACAUCACUGCUGCUGAAAUAGACACCUUUGUCACUCUAGUGAGGAAGAAUCGGGAGCCAAGAUUUCUGGACUACCUGUCAGACCUCUGUGUCUCCAUGAAUAAAUCCAUCCCAGUGACACAGGAGCUUAUCUGCAAUGCAGUGCUGGACUCUAGCAAUGCUGACAUCCUCAUCGAAACUAAAUUGGUCUUGUCAAGGUUUGAGAUUGAGGGGCCAGCGAAUGGCGAGAGCCCUGUAGAGGCAGAAGAUGAAGAGGAGGUUUGGUUGUUCUGGAAAGACAAUUGUAAGGAGAUCCGCAGUAAGAGCAUUCGUGAGUUGGCCCAGGAUGCAAAGGAGGGUCAGAAGGAGGACCAAGAAGUGGUCAGCUAUUACAGGUGCCAACUGAAUCUCUUUGCGCGGAUGUGUUUGGAUCGGCAGUACCUGGCCAUCAACAAGAUUUCUGGUCAGCUGGACGUGGAUUUGAUCCUGCGCUGYAUGUCUGACGAAGACCUGCCUUAUGACUUGCGGGCAUCUUUCUGCCGUCUGAUGUUGCACAUGCACGUGGACCGUGAUCCUCAGGAGCAGGUCACGCCUGUCAAAUACGCCCGCCUGUGGUCUGAGAUUCCAUCAAAAAUCGCCAUUGAUGACUACGACAAUGAUGGAACCACUCGAGAUGAGAUCAAGGAGCGGUUCAGCCUCACCAUGGAUUUUGUGGAAACCUACCUGAGGGAGGUGGUGUCUCAGAAUAUUCCUUUCUCUGACAAAGAGAAGAACAAACUUACCUUUGAGGUAGUGAACCUGGCAAGAAACCUCAUAUACUUUGGUUUCUACAACUUCAGUGACUUGCUGCGCUUGACAAAAAUCUUACUGAACAUUUUGGACUGUGUUCAUGUCAGCACUGUUUACCCCAUAAACAAAAUUGAGAAGGGUGACGAAAACAAAGCUGGCAGUAAUGUAAUGAAGUCCAUUCAUGGAGUGGGAGAGCUGAUGACACAGGUAGUCCUACGUGGAGGUGGUUUGCUUCCCGCCACACCAACUCAUCAGCCUGAAGGAGACGUGGUGAAAACACAGACAGAACCAGAGAGGGAGGACAUCAUGGUCAUGGACACAAAGCUCAAAAUCAUUGAGAUUCUGCAGUUUAUUCUGAAUGUACGGCUGGACUACAGGAUUUCUUGCCUGCUUUGUAUUUUCAAACGGGAGUUUGAUGAGAACAACCCACAAGGAGACAACCCUGUCAGUCAGAAUGGAACCAACAACAUUACAGCUCAGAUGCCAGGUAAUUUUGACUUUGAGAACAUUGAGGAACAGGCAGAGGGCAUCUUUGGUGGAAGUGAGGAAAACACUUCAUUAGAUCUGGAUGACCAUGGUGGUCGCACGUUCCUAAGGGUCCUCCUGCACCUGACUAUGCACGACUAUCCACCCCUUGUGUCUGGAGCACUUCACCUGCUCUUCAGACACUUCAGCCAGAGGCAGGAAGUCCUCAUGGCUUUCAAACAAGUCCAGCUGUUGGUCACCAGUCAGGAUGUUGAAAACUACAAGCAGAUCAAGUCAGACCUGGAUCAGCUACGCUCCAUAGUGGAGAAGUCUGAACUGUGGGUUUACAAAAGGCAGGGAGAGGAUGUGAUGGAUGGAGAUGGACCUUCAGAGUCUGACAGCAAAAAGAAAGGAGACUCUCUUGGUUCUGACAAGAAGACAGAAAGCACCAGCAGUUACAAUUACAGAGUUGUAAAAGAGAUCCUUGUACGCCUCAGUAAGCUGUGCGUCCAGGAGGGAAGUUCAGGAAAGAAGAGCAGGAAACAGCAGCAGAGACUUCUGAGGAACAUGGGGGCGCACAGUGUGGUGCUGGAACUUCUUCAAAUCCCCUAUGAGAAGAGUGAGGACGUUCGAAUGCAGGACAUCAUGAAGUUGGCUCAUGAAUUUCUGCAGAACUUCUGUGCAGGGAACCAGCAGAAUCAGACUCUUCUCCAUAAACACAUCAACUUAUUCCUUAACCCAGGAAUCCUGGAGGCGGUCACAAUGCAGCACAUCUUCAUGAACAAUUUCCAGCUGUGCAGCGAGAUCAACGAGCGUGUCGUUCAGCACUUUGUCCACUGCACUGAGACGCAUGGUCGGCAUGUCCAGUAUCUCAAAUUUCUGCAGACCAUUGUUAAAGCGGAGAACAAGUUCAUCAAGAAGUGCCAGGACAUUGUCAUGGCAGAGGUGAAGAUUGCCUAUAUCAACUUCCUGAAUCACUGUUACGUGGACACAGAGGUGGAGAUGAAGGAGAUCUAUACAUCCAACCACAUGUGGAAGCUGUUCGAGAACUUCCUGGUGGACAUUUGUAGGGUGUGCAACAACACCAGUGACAGGAAGCAUGCAGAUACCGUGCUGGAGCGUUACGUAACCGAGACCGUCAUGAGCAUUGUCACAUGUUUCUUCAGCUCCCCCUUCUCUGACCAAAGCACAAGCUUGCAGACUCGUCAGCCGGUUUUUGUGCAGCUGCUCCAGGGAGUCUUCAGAGUGUACCACUGCAACUGGCUCAACCCUGUUCAGAAGGCCUCGGUUGAAGCUUGUAUUAAAGUUCUCUCAGACGUGGCAAAGAGCAGAGCGAUCGCCAUCCCAGUGGAUCUUGACAGCCAAGUGAACAACUUGUUUGUUAAGUCCAACAACGUUGUGCAGAAGAGUAUUCUCAACUGGAGACUGUCGGCUAAGAACACCUCCAGACGAGACUCCAGCCUGUGUGCCUCGAAAGACUAUAGAAACAUCAUAGAGAGGCUGCAGGACAUUGUAUCGGCCCUGGAGGACCGUUUGAGGCCGCUGGUCCAAGCUGAGCUCUCUGUGCUGGUGGAUGUCCUGCAUCGUCCAGAGCUGCUGUUCCCUGAGAACACAGAAGCUCGCAAGAAAUGUGAAAGUGGAGGAUUCAUCUCAAAAUUAAUCAAACACACCAAACAGCUCCUGGAGGAGAACGAGGAGCGUUUGUGCAUCAAAGUUCUCCAGACGCUCAGGGAAAUGAUGACGAAGGACCGCGGCUAUGGGGUGAAGCUGAUUGCCUUUGAUGAUGAGAUGGAUGUGGCUGAGCUGGCACCUCCACCCGAGCCGGAAGUUCCCGCAGAGGAGCUUGAUCCCAACCAGCCACUGAAGCAAGUGGAAGAUCAAAGGAGGGGCGAGGCUCUGCGGCAGAUUUUAGUCAACCGAUACUAUGGAAACGUUAAAUCUGGCCAAAGAAGAGAGAGCCUCACAUCCUACAGCAACGGUCCACUCGCUACCGGAGCACCAGGAAAACCACCUGCCCUCGUCAGCUCUGGGAUCGGAGGUCGAGGGGAGCUGAGUUUGGCCGAGGUCCAGUGCCACCUCGACAAAGAAGGAGCGUCUGAUCUCGUCAUAGACCUGAUCAUGAAUGCCACCAGCGAUCGGAUCUUCCAGGAGAGCAUAUUGCUGGCCAUCGCACUGCUGGAGGGUGGAAACACAGUCAUCCAGCGGUCAUUCUAUCAUCGUUUAACGGGGGACAACAAAUCUGAAAAGUUCUUCAAGGUGUUUUAUGAGCGCAUGAAGCUGGCCCAGCAGGAGAUCAAAGCUACCGUGACAGUCAACACCAGUGACCUGGGCAACAAGAAGAAGGAUGAAGAGCCACCAGACAAAGACUUGCCAAUGCGUAAAAAAGUGAAAGAUGUGCCAGUUGUUGCGAUGGUGACUGAGGAAGUGAAGGAGCAGCUGAUCGAGGCCUCCGCCGUCACCAAGAAGGCCUACACGACGUACCGGCGUGAGGCCGAAGCCGAAGAGCACCAAGCUGCCGCCGACGGUGCCCCCGUCCCGACUCCCGACAAGAGCCAAGACGAAGAAGAAAUGAGCGUCAUUAUUACCAUCAUGCAGCCCAUUUUACGACUCAUGCAGCUGCUGUGUGAGAACCACAACAGGGAUCUGCAGAACUUUUUACGCAACCAGAACAACAAGAACAACUAUAAUCUGGUGUGUGAGACUCUUCAGUUCUUGGAUUGUAUUUGUGGCAGCACCACAGGAGGACUGGGCCUCCUGGGACUCUACAUCAAUGAGAAGAACGUGGGACUCAUCAACCAGACGGUGGAGAGCCUGACUGAGUACUGCCAAGGUCCCUGUCAUGAGAACCAGAACUGCAUUGCUACUCAUGAGUGCAAUGGCAUCGAUAUCAUCAUUGCUCUCAUUCUCAAUGACAUCAACCCUCUUGGCAAGAAAAGGAUGGAUUUGGUGCUGGAGCUCAAAAACAAUGCCUCCAAGCUUCUUCUUGCCAUAAUGGAGAGUCGCCAUGACAGUGAGAACGCUGAGAGGAUACUGUACAACAUGAGGCCUAAAGAGCUGGUGGAAGUGAUUAAAAAAGCCUACAUGCAGGGUGAGAUAGAGGUGAAGGAGCCAGAGGAGGAUGAAGAUGGAGAGGAAGAACCUUCAGCAUCUCCGCGCAACGUUGGUCAUAAUAUCUACAUCUUGGCACAUCAAUUAGCCCGUCACAACAAGGAACUGCAGGCCAUGUUGAAACCAGGAGGAACGUAUGGGGAGGGUGACGAAGCACUCGAGUUUUAUGCCAAACACACAGCUCAGAUUGAGAUUGUACGGCUGGAUCGUACUAUGGAGCAGAUUGUGUUUCCUGUCCCCAACAUCUGUGAGUUCCUCACACAAGAGUCCAAGCUGCGAGUGUACUACACCACAGAGCGAGAUGAGCAAGGCAGCAAGAUCAAUGACUUCUUUCUGCGCUCAGAAGAUCUCUUCAGUGAGAUGAAUUGGCAGAAGAAGCUGCGAGGUACUCAAGAGGCAACUGGUAACACAAACACCGUUCCCUCGCAGCCCAUUCUUUACUGGUGCUCCAGGAACAUGUCAUUCUGGAGCAGCAUCUCCUUUAACCUGGCUGUUCUCAUGAACAUCCUGGUGGGCUUCUUCUACCCACUGGAGGGCGUCCGUGGAGGCACCUUGGAGCCCCAUCUCUCUGCCCUGCUGUGGUUAGCCAUGCUGGUGUCUCUGGCUAUUGUCAUAGUGUUACCACAGCCACACGGUAUCAGGGCACUGAUUGCUUCCACCAUCCUGCGCCUGAUCUUCUCAGUGGGCUUAGAGCCCACAUUAUUCCUACUUGGAGCUUUUAAUUUGUGUAACAAAGUGAUCUUCCUGAUGAGCUUUGUUGGGAACCGAGGAACGUUCACACGUGGGUAUAAAGCUAUGAUCAUGGACGUAGAGUUCCUGUACCACCUGCUGUACCUGAUCAUCUGCACCUUAGGGGUCUUUGUCCAUGUCUUCUUUUACAGCCUGCUGCUCUUUGAUUUGGUUUACCGGGAAGAGACUUUGCUGAACGUCAUCAAGAGCGUCACUCGCAAUGGACGGUCGAUUGUUCUGACUGCCGUGUUGGCCCUUAUCCUCGUCUACCUCUUCUCUAUUGUGGGCUACAUCUUCUUCAAAGAUGACUUCAUUUUGGCUGUUGACAGGAUACCCAACAAAACUAUAGAACAUGGAGCCAGCAUGGUGGGAGAGUUUUUUUCUGGUGGAGUUUGUCAAAAGGAAAAUGGAGAAAACUGCUCAACAGAGGCCGUAAAAGAUGCUUCCCUUGCUGUCCAACCGUCGGUGGUGAUUGAGGAUAAAGAGCGAACGUGUGAUUCCUUACUCAUGUGCAUUGUCACCGUACUGAGUCACGGCCUCAGGAGUGGAGGAGGUGUUGGGGACGUCCUGCGGAAGCCAUCCAAAGAGGAGCCCUUGUUCGCAGCCCGAGUCAUCUACGACCUGCUCUUCUUCUUCAUGGUCAUCAUUAUCGUUCUCAAUCUCAUCUUUGGUGUCAUCAUCGAUACUUUUGCCGACCUGAGAAGUGAGAAGCAGAAGAAAGAGGAAAUCCUGAAGACGACUUGCUUCAUUUGUGGCUUGGAGAGAGAUAAGUUUGAUAACAAGACGGUCACUUUUGAGGAGCACAUCAAAGUUGAGCACAACAUGUGGCACUACCUGUUCUUCAUCGUCCUGGUGAAGGUGAAGGACUCCACAGAGUUUACGGGGCCCGAAAGCUAUGUGGCUGAAAUGAUCAGGGAUCACAACUUGGACUGGUUUCCACGCAUGCGAGCCAUGUCCCUGGUGAGCAGCGACGCAGAUGGCGAGCAGAACGAAAUCCGAAACCUGCAGGAGAAACUGGAGUCCACCAUGAAACUGGUGUCCAACCUGUCGGGCCAGCUGACCGAGCUCAAAGAGCAGAUGACAGAGCAGAGGAAGCAGAAGCAGCGGAUCGGCCUGCUGGGUCACCCUCAGCACAUGAACGUCAACCCCCAGCAGCCAGCGUGAGCUCCUGUCGGCCCUCCACGUCGGCUUGGCGUCUGCGUUCGCUCCUCGCGUCGGCGUCUCACAUACAGAGUGACGCCGAGUGUGAAAGUACCUUAAAACGGUAGGGAAACCCUGUAGUAUAGUUAGUUAUAAGGCGACGUGUAGCUCUCCCCCACACAGGUGUUACUCCAGAACGUAACCCUCAACCUUCCUUUUCUAGUUAACACAGUCAGAAUUGGUGCCAAAUACUUAUUUAUUUAUUUUUGUUUGUUUGUUUUUUGUGCACAAAAGAAUUGGAUUUCUCAACACAUGGCCUUGAACAGUUGAACUUGAAUCAUGAUAAAAUUGUUUUAUUAUUUGAAGGUUUUCUAUUUAUAUCCCUGACACUAUGAGCAGUAUUUAAUGUCUAAUUUUUUUAUGUUGUGCAAUACGAUAACUUAAAUAAUAUGCAACCUAAACGGUGUGUGCAUUUAAGUUCUGACAGUUAGUUAAAUCUACUGCUUUAGUUUUUUUUUCCCCUUUGGCUCUAGAUUAUUAUGGUGUUAUUUGUUUGUACUUAUACAGAAAUAUAGAUGAUACAAUAAGCUGGUCUUCACAGUCGUAAGUCUUUAAAAAGCUCAUCGUUUAAGAACUUCUGCAAAUAGCGUACUUUGAGAGAGCAAUAUAAAUAUAGUUUACUUCUGCCUGUUUGUGUCUAAAGGUCAUAUCUAACUGCUAACUUGGUUUAUGAGAAAAUAGCUUUCUUAUUUAACUGGGCUGUAACAGGAAGUUAAAAUUUGUUUAAAAUUUCCCUUCAGUGUCUUUGAUGCUAUUAGAAUAUGCUCAGGAAUUGUGUAGUUUAUUCAAAACCAAUUACCAUGAAUAAGAGUACUUCGUUUUUGCUGCACACCACUAUUAGCACCUUUUUUUUGGUCUAGCUGCUUCUGUUAACGCCUUAAUUUUUUUUGUUCAAGUUGAACUUUUUAGUUGCUGUGAAUGUUUUUUUAACUGUAUGUAUAUAAGGUUUGUUACUUAGUGUACCUUUUUGCUUUUGUAUAGAAAAAUAAGAUAGGCAGAAAAAUGUUACUUGAGAAUGUUAAGAAUAAGGAAAUGAAACAAUGCUGAUUUGUAUAUUAAUGUGAAAUUAUUAAAAGUAAUAUAAUCAUG
Molecule: messenger RNA, 9247 nt
Organism: Austrofundulus limnaeus
Lineage: Eukaryota; Metazoa; Chordata; Actinopteri; Cyprinodontiformes; Rivulidae
Gene: itpr1b
Product: inositol 1,4,5-trisphosphate receptor, type 1b
Biological process (GO): calcium ion transmembrane transport
Cellular component (GO): membrane; endoplasmic reticulum
Molecular function (GO): inositol 1,4,5 trisphosphate binding; inositol 1,4,5-trisphosphate-gated calcium channel activity
Source: RefSeq, a predicted model, not a curated record